Messenger RNA from Cynocephalus volans (Philippine flying lemur), 2620 nucleotides. It is a transcript of the gene TLR4, whose product is annotated as toll like receptor 4. Gene Ontology annotation, cellular component: plasma membrane. The transcript is spliced from 3 exons. Gene Ontology annotation, molecular function: lipopolysaccharide immune receptor activity; protein binding; lipopolysaccharide binding. The record is from RefSeq and is a predicted model, not a curated record. Lineage: Eukaryota; Metazoa; Chordata; Mammalia; Dermoptera; Cynocephalidae. The coding region runs from base 1 to 2505 and encodes 834 amino acids. Gene Ontology annotation, biological process: inflammatory response; immune response; defense response to Gram-negative bacterium.
AUGAUGCCUCCCUCACGCCUGGCUGGGACUCUGAUCCCAGCCAUGGCCUUCCUCUCCUGCCUGAGGCCCGAAAGCUGGGAGCCCUGCGUGGAGGUGGUUCCUAACAGUACUUACCAAUGCGUGGACCUGAAUCUCUACAAAAUCCCUGGUAACAUCCCUUCCUCAACCAAGAACCUGGACCUGAGCUUUAACCCCCUGAAGCGCUUAGGCAGCCAUAGCUUCGCCAACUUCACAGAACUGCAAGUGCUGGAUUUAUCCAGGUGUGAAAUUCAUAUGAUUGAAGAUGAUGCAUAUCAGGGCCUUAACCACCUCUCCACCUUGGUAUUGACGGGGAACCCCAUCCAGAGUUUAGCCUCGGGAGCCUUUUCUGGACUAUCAAGUUUGCAGAGGCUGGUGGUUGUGGAGAUAAACUUAGCCACUCUAGAGAACUUCCCCAUCGGACAUCUCAAAACCUUGAAAGAGCUUAAUGUGGCUCACAAUCUUAUCCAUUCUUUCAAGCUACCCAAAUAUUUUUCUAACUUGCCCAUCCUGGAGCACUUGGACCUUUCUAAAAACAGGAUUCAAAAUAUUUAUCGUAAAGACUUGCAGGUUCUACAUGAAAUGCCCCUACUCAACCUCUCUUUAGACCUGUCCCUGAACCCAAUAGACUUUAUCCAACCUGGUGCUUUUAAGGAAAUUAAGCUUCAUGCACUGACUUUGAGAAGUAAUUUUAAUAGUACAAAUGUAAUGAAAAUUUGUAUUCAAGGUCUGGCUGGCUUAGAAGUCCAUCGGUUAGUUCUGGGAGAAUUUAAAAAUGAAAGGGAAGUGGAAGAUUUUGAAAAAUCUGCCCUGGAGGGACUGUGCAAUUUGAUCAUUAAAGAAUUCCGGUUAGCAUUCUUAGAUACAUCCCAGGAUAAUAUUAUUGACUUAUUUAAUUGUUUGGCAAAUGUUUCUGCCAUUUCUCUGGUGAGUCUGAAUUUUGACAGGCUAGAAGGCAUACCUAAAAAUUUCAGAUGGGAAUCUUUAGAAUUGGUUAAUUGUCAAUUGAAAAAGUUUCCCACUUUGGAGCACAUUUCUCUCAAAAGGUUUAUUUUCACUGCCAACAGAGGUGGGGACACCUUUGCAGAACUUCACCUACCAAAUCUUGAGAUUUUAGAUCUCAGUAGAAAUGGCUUGAGUUUCAAGGGUUGUUGUUCUUAUGCUGUUUUAAACACAGCCAAACUGAAGCAUUUAGAUCUGAGCUUCAAUGGUAUUAUUUCCAUGAGUUCAAAUUUCCUGGGCUUAGAACAACUAGAAUAUCUGGACUUCCGGCAUUCCACUUUGAAACAGAGCAGUGAUUUUCCAGUGUUUCUAUCACUCAACAACCUCGUUUACCUUGACAUUUCUUAUACGCACACUCGAGUUGUUUUCCACGGCAUCUUUGAUGGUUUAAUCAAUCUUCAAAUCUUGAAAAUGGCUGGCAAUUCUUUCCAGGACAACUUCCUUCCAAAUAUCUUCACAAAGCUGACUAACUUGACCUUCCUGGACCUCUCGGAGUGUCUACUGGAACAGGUGUCCCAGGGAGCAUUUGACUCACUCCCCAGACUGCAGUUACUAAAUAUGAGUCACAACAACCUCUUGUCAUUGGAUAUACGUCCUUAUAAACAUCUGUACUCCCUCCGGGUCCUGGAUUGCAGUUUCAAUCGCAUAGUGGCUUCCAAAGGACAAGAACCACAGCAUCUUCCGCAUAGUCUAGCUCUCUUAAAUCUUACUGAGAAUAACUUUGCUUGUGCCUGUGAACACCAGAGCUUUCUGCAGUGGGUCAAAGACCAGAGGCAGCUCUUGGUGGAAGUUGAACAAAUGGUAUGUUCGACACCUUCGGAUAUGAAGGACAUGCCUGUGCUGGCUUUUAGGAAUGCCACCUGUCACAUGAGCAAGACCAUUAUUAGUGUGUCAGUGCUCAGUGUGCUUGUGGUAUCUGUUGUAGUAGCUCUAGUCUAUAAGUUCUAUUUUCACCUGAUGCUUCUUGCAGGCUGCAAAAAGUACAGUAGAGGGGAAAGCAUCUAUGAUGCCUUUGUUAUUUACUCGAGUCAGGAUGAGGACUGGGUGAGGAAUGAGCUCGUAAAAAAUUUAGAAGAAGGGGUGCCCCCCUUUCAUCUCUGCCUUCACUACAGAGACUUUAUUCCAGGUGUGGCCAUCGCCGCCAACAUCAUCCAGGAAGGUUUCCACAAAAGCCGGAAGGUUAUUGUCGUCGUGUCCCAGCACUUCAUACAGAGCCGCUGGUGUAUCUUUGAGUAUGAGAUUGCUCAGACCUGGCAGUUCCUGAGCAGUCGCUCUGGCAUCAUCUUCAUUGUUCUGCAGAAAGUGGAAAAGUCCCUGCUGCGGCAGCAGGUGGAGCUGUAUCGUCUUCUCAGCAGGAACACUUACCUGGAGUGGGAGGACAAUGUACUGUGGCGGCCCAUCUUCUGGAGACGACUGAGAAAAGCUCUGUUGGAUGGUAAAGCAAGGAGUCCAGAAGGAAAAGUGGAUUCAGAAAACAGCCAGUAAGAAGCAACAACUUCCCCCUGAGGAGGAAAAAGCUGUGCGGUGCUUCUUGUCCAACUGGACCCAACACUUGUUCAUUUAACAAGUAUUAAAUGCUGCACUGCACCAGGCAUUAUGC